Messenger RNA from Rhodofomes roseus, 1736 nucleotides. Its product is annotated as membrane bound O-acyl transferase family-domain-containing protein. Lineage: Eukaryota; Fungi; Basidiomycota; Agaricomycetes; Polyporales; Fomitopsidaceae. The transcript has 4 exons. The record is from RefSeq and is a predicted model, not a curated record. Bases 344 to 1546 code for a protein of 400 amino acids.
GCCGACCUUACCCGUAUGGCGGGCGCGCCUACUUGGUAUAUCGUUCAAAUAUGCGGAGUUGAGAAGCUUGAGCUUGAGCUUGCUGAGCGGUCGGCGGCUUGUACAGUACUCCCGUAUGUCAUCUUUCUCAAACCCUUACAUGAACGCUGACCGGUACGUGUGCAUAUCAAUCUGACGCCUGUUUGACAUUGUCACCGGGCCCAUCACAUUCGCGGUGAGGCAAUACAUCCGAAAUCGGAGCUAUGCGAGGGAGUCAGUGAGACAUACUAAUAUGGAGGGAGGGGUCGCUUCGGAGGAGUACUUAGCAGCGAGCUAGGUCAAAAACAUCCCCCAAUCUUUCACGAUGCCGUCUACCGAGGGUACCAUGGUGGUAGACCAACGUCCCAUUCUCCCAAUCUUACCAUUCUUCUUGGUGUCACAGCUCGGCCAUGCAUGCAUAAUUGCGCUGUCUCCUCGUCGAUCUGGACGUCUUGGCGGCACGGUCUUUCUCUACUCAAUCAUUGCGGCAGCAUACAGGUGCACUAUGGGAGAUGCCCAGCGAAACUAUUCCAUAGGCAACGCCAUCAUGAGCCAAGUGUUCUCCAUAUUCCUGCUGAAUUGGCUCACGAACCCGGUGUACGACUUCCGCCAUGAGCGUGACUACGUUGCGCCAGCGGAAAUCCCCUUCCUACGUCGGGUCUGGUGGGCGCUAUGUGUGAUUAAUAGUCCGCGAGGAGUGGGAUGGUCAUACGAGGUAGCUAACACGCCGCCACGCCCCAGUGAGCCGCGGUGGUCGUUCGUCCGCAAGAGGCUCCUGAGCGCAUUCCGCUGGUUCCUAUUCCUCGAUCUCGCCCAAUCAUACCAGCGCUCCAACCCACUAUUCUCGAGACGAGACAUGGAUCUCUGGUCGCAAGGCUAUUUCAUGCUUCCUGUCAAUAUCGCCGCCCGAUUUAGCAGCCUUGUGGGAAUAAUCGCGAUGCAGUACGCGCUGCUCGCCGCAAUGUUCGUAGCGCUUGGGUUCUCCCUGCCGCGAGACUGGCCGGAAGUCUAUGGUCGCUGGUCCGACUCAUACACAGUUCGGAGGUUCUGGGGGCGAACCUAUCAUCAGCUGCUCCGUCGACUCACCGCAGGCAUCGGCAAGGCUUGCUGCCGCGUUUUGGGGUUGCAGCCCGGCUCAUGGGCGUCCUCGUACACCCAACUUUAUAUCGGAUUCGCUAUCUCAGGCCUUCUGCAUUGUGGCGGCGACCUAAUGGUCAAUCCGUCCCUAUUCGGGUCUUCCUUUCAGUUCUUCAUCUCGCAGGCCAUCGCGAUCACCUUCGAGGACGCCGUCAUCGGUAUCAUUCGGAGGACCGGCGUGAAGUUUCCUCGAUCGCUCGCGCACCUCAUUGGGUACUCCUGGGCGAUCGUGUGGUUAUGCGUCUCCGCACCGUGGAUGAUUAAUUGGACGUUGAAGGCCGGGAUCAUCGACACCAACCGCAUACCGAUCUCAUUGAUUGACCGCGUAGCACCGAAUUUGGGUGCAUGGUUUAUCACUACAGUCCCGAGGGAGUUCAAUGCAGAGGCAUGACCAGAGACGAUAAUCGCGAUUAUUAGGGUAUUUUUGCUGCAGGAAUGUUAUUGGCGUACCGCAUGACACUAGUACUGCUAUCGGGACGGGAAUCGCGCUACUAAGUUUCACGUGUAUGACAUGUUCUCACAGUUCACAGCAGUUGUACUCGCACUCAUGGGCCUGUGUAAUCAGCAUAACACUUGUCGCA